Messenger RNA from Solea senegalensis (Senegalese sole), 5759 nucleotides. RefSeq names its product adhesion G-protein coupled receptor F1-like. The coding region runs from base 1 to 4098 and encodes 1365 amino acids. The transcript is spliced from 23 exons. Gene Ontology annotation, cellular component: membrane. The record is from RefSeq and is a predicted model, not a curated record. Gene Ontology annotation, biological process: cell surface receptor signaling pathway; G protein-coupled receptor signaling pathway. Gene Ontology annotation, molecular function: G protein-coupled receptor activity. NCBI's taxonomy places the organism in Eukaryota, Metazoa, Chordata, Actinopteri, Pleuronectiformes, Soleidae.
AUGGCUUUACCAAAAGCAAUAGGAUACAUGAUUAUUCUUCUGGCCAUAUUCUACAGUCUGGAGCACCAAGGAUACAGAGAGCCUCUGAAUACAUUCUUCAAGGAACUGCUGGGGAUAAAAGCAUCACACAGUCAUGCCAGAGAAAAGAGAGUGUCCACCAUAAACACCAGAGAGGUCAUAGUCCAAGCUGUGGUGGACGCCUCUGACCUGGACCAGAUCAGAUUACUGUUGUCUAGUGAUCCUGUCUUUUCAGUCCUCGAUGGCAGUGUUUUAAUUUCCAGUGCUGAAGCCACUUCAGUGUGUUCUUCAAAUAUGACCGAAUAUGAGUGCAGAUGUGAGGACAGCCUGGCUUGGUCGUAUAACAACUGCAUCACCUACGGAGCCUGUGAUGAAAUUGUUGGCGACACUUGCAACUGCAUCAACGCUCUUCCAGAAGACGGCCAGCACUGUCAGCCAGUGGUCACUGAUUUGGUCGUUGACGUGAGAAUCCCAGUCUCCGUCCUUGAAGGAUACGGCGUCUCUUUUAUCAGGACCUAUCUGAAUAGUUACCCGGGCCCUUUCAUCAUCAAUGAUUUCACACAAAUCAUUGACUUGAAUUUAACCACAGUGUGCUAUCCAGGCUUAAAUGGAGGUCUGCAGUGUCGGUGUGAGGAGCAGUUCGCUUGGUCAUGUGACACGUGUAUCGACCACACCGUGUGCAGUAACACCACCUUCACGAAUGACUCCUGUGGAUGCAUCAAUGCGCUCCCUCCCGGAGGAGAGCUGUGUGAACCAAUCACAAUGUGCUAUCCAGGCUUAAAUGGAGGUCUGCAGUGUCAGUGUGAGGAGCAGUUCGCUUGGUCAUGUGACACGUGUAUCGACCACACCGUGUGCAGUAACACCACCUUCACGAACGACUCCUGUAGUUGCAUCAAUGCGCUUCCUCCCGGGGGAGAGCUGUGUGAGCCAAUCACAAUGUGCUAUCCAGGCUUAAAUGGAGGUCUGCAGUGUCGGUGUGAGGAGCAGUUCGCUUGGUCAUGUGACACGUGUAUCAAGCACACCGUGUGCAGUAACACCACCUUCACGAACGACUCCUGUGGAUGCAUCAAUGCGCUUCCUCCCGGAGGAGAGCUGUGUGAACCAAUCACAAUGUGCUAUCCAGGCUUAAAUGGACGUCUGCAGUGUCAGUGUGAGGAGCAGUUCGCUUGGUCAUGUGACACGUGUAUCAAGCACACCGUGUGCAGUAACACCACCUUCACGAACGACUCCUGUGGAUGCGUCAAUGCGCUUCCUCCCGGAGGAGAGCUGUGUGAACCAAUCACAAGGACGACACCCCCACCACCACCAACGACAACGACUGUUGUAGAGAAGUUUCGACUCAUCAUGAACAUCAAGUAUAGCAAGGAAUACAACAACCCAGACAAUGAUGUUCAUCAAAAUGUUAAUGAAAUUAUUCAAGCCAAGUGUAAGGAGACCAUUGAAACCUUCAAAUCAGCCACCAUUACAAGUUUCACGGAAGGAAGCACCAUCGUUGAAUAUACUGUAAGAGCAAGUUCCUUUGGAAAGGGUGAACUUCAAGCACUAGAAAGUGGGAUAUUUACAGACCUGGCAAAUACGUAUUCCAUGAUUUAUCAGAGUUCAACAUUCAUUCCAUUUCAAUCACCCUUUUUGGGAGAAAAAGUGAUUUUGACCUGUGGCCCCAUACCAUUGGUUGUUGGAUUCACUGACCGCUGGACCAUAGAGUGGAAAAUUGGUGACAAGAUGAUACUGGCAGACAGUGUACACAAAAUUGCAAAAAACAAGAAUAGUUCAACUUUAACGAUUGAGAGGUUUUUCAUCACUGAUCAGGGAAAAUAUACAUGUCUCCUGAAAGAAGGAAACGUUUUCAGACAGACAUCCAACGGCGUGCUCUCUGUCAAGGAGACGCCCUUGGUUCAAGUAGAUCCAAUGAAACAAAAGGUGAAGUGUGAGGAUGGGAAUAGUGUGGUACUGGCAUGCACUGUCAACAGCCCCUACAAGGUUAAGCUUCUCCCUGUAGUUUUAGAACCAGCCAAUUCAAUCAGUCAUACCUACGUUGCUGAUUCGACAAAAUGCUCACCCACACCGGUUGUGUUUACUUGCCAAGAGGAGACCUCACCAAAUUUAUUUCAAGAAAAAAUAUCACUGGAGUUAGUCAGAGGGAGCUUCUUAUGUGACGAUCCACGUUUUGGUGUUGGAAAUCUCGAUGACACAGUGGAAUUUUCCUGUGAACCAGACGAGGUGGGACAGAGGAUAGCAGCGUGUCUGGCAAAUGGAAGCUGGGCAAUUGUAGAAAUAAACUGCAUCCUCAAACCAAUUAAACAGCUGCUUGACCAGUCUCAGUUCUUAACCAACAACUCACUGCCUGAAUUCUUGCUAGAACUCAGCAACGUCACUAUCACACUGAGCGCUAAAGUGGUUGUAUCUCCUACCAACAUUAAUGCCAUUGUUGAAAUUCUCACCAAUGUUGCAAACACCGUAACAUCUUCAAAUAUUGAAAUAAAUAAAGACUUAAUGACGGAUGUGCUCAAAACCGCAGGUGUCCUCACCAGAGAUGAAGCAACGAAUUCUUGGGAGACUCUCAACAACAAAUCUGCAAGUAACAGCUCAGUAAUAACAAGUAACUUCACCAACGAAAGUCCCAGCUCCUCAUUGCUGCUGUCUAUUGAGAAUAUAACAAGUAACCUCGACAAAAGUUCUUUCAACAUUGAGACGACGUCCAUUAUCUUGACGAAAACGACAUUCACAGACUCUUUCACUGAUGACUUUAAUUCUUCCGUGGGGAUCGAUAUACCUGAGUCUGAUGGAGUGAAUAAGUCAAUUACUGUCAUAACGUUUUUCUCAAUGGAAAACGUGCUCCCUGCAAGAGCCGUGGACAACUCGACCUCCAAUGUCAUCAACGGGAAAGUUGUGCUGGUUCAAUCCACUGGCAACAUUACUAAUAUUACCAUUGAAUUUAAUAUUAUUAAUGACAGUCUAAAGACUCCUCAGUGUGUUUUCUGGAACUUUGACCUCUUCGGUGGUCUCGGUGGAUGGGACGAUGAGGGCUGCGAGGUGAGCCUCGUCAACGAAACGGUCACAUGUAAUUGUAACCAUCUCACCUCAUUCUCCAUCCUCAUGUCCCCCUUUGGCCUCGACCUCCCUAUUUUGGAUUAUAUAACCUACAUUGGAGUUGGCAUAUCCAUGCUUUCCUUGGUUAUAUGCCUCAUCAUUGAAGCCAUCAUAUGGAGAAAAGUCUGUCGCAACAACACCGCAUUCCUGCGCCAUGUGUCCAUUGUUAACAUCGCUGUGUCUCUCCUGAUUGCAGACAUUUGGUUCAUUAUUGGGGCAGCCAUCUCAGAUGCGGAGGUGAAAAACCCGCCGGCUUGCACUGCAGCCACCUUUUUCAUCCAUUUUUUCUACCUAGCCCUGUUUUUCUGGAUGCUUGCAUCAGCACUGCUGUUACUCUACCGCACCAUCAGUGUCUUUGGUGGGGAUUUGUCCAAAAAUGCCUUGUUAGCCAUUGGAUUUUGUCUAGGCUAUGGUGCACCGCUCAUCAUUGCAGUCAUAACCAUAGCUGUAACUGCACCUGUGGAGGAGUACAUCCGAGAAAAUGAGGCCUGCUGGCUCAACUGGCACAAGUCCAAAGCUCUGCUGGCAUUUGUGAUCCCUGCACUGCUGAUUGUGGUGAUAAACCUGUGCAUCCUGAUUAUUGUGUUGUACAAAAUGUUGAGGAGAAGAGGAGUGGUGGAUUCUGCACACCCAGCAGAGAAGAACGCUCUAGCGGUCAUUGCAAGGACGUUGGCUUUCCUUACACCAUUCUUUGGAUUAACUUGGGGUCUGGGAGUUGGAACAAUGAUUGACCCAUUUAAUAUUGGAAUCCAUAUUGCAUUUGCAUUCUUCAAUUCACUACAGGGUUUCUUCAUACUGGUGUUUGGAACGCUGUUGGACAAAAAGGUGUGGUCAGAAAUAGGAAAAAUGACCUCAUCCAUUGGGACAAGGAGCACCAGUGCUGGAAAUUCAUCAAGUGGACAGGGUUUUUUCCGAAACUGGAGAAGAAGAGAUGGUUACAAUAUCUCGUCUCAUGACUCCGGUGUAUCUAACUCCUACGUCAACACUUGACCAAAUCAGCCAGGUUGCACACAUCUUCUUUACUGCAGUGACACCAAGAGAGCAGAAUGUUAUCUCAGUCAUGAUGUAAUUGUUUUGUUGUGAGCACUGUAGCACAAUGUGAAAAAAAAUAUAUAUUUAUUUAGUAUUACAUUAUGUUUCUUGGAUGUAUUGUAUUGUGUUUUAUUGUACAAUUAAAAAAUGUCAUUGGCCAGUUUGAUCUUCGCUGGUCCUUUUUAAAUAAACCACUGUAUUCUUUGAGCGAAAAGAUAUCAACAGCUGUGGUUAAAUCUGUUAAGGGAUAUCUAUUUUGUUCUGUUAUGGACAAGCCCAUAAAAGGGAGGUUAACUUUAAAGCCCUGGACCGAUAGCCCCAUCAGUUGGCCUUCAGGUAACUCUUUCUCACGCAAGUGCAGAGGGUGGUUGGUCAAAGGCAGCCCCAGUUGUAAGUUAGCCAUUAGAGGUCUUCAAAUCCACAUUUUUAAUGUUCUAUUUUCAGUUCAAUACUCCAAAUGACUGUUGAUGAUUGAUCUUUAAAAAGUAAUGAAAUAGACACUUCAUUGGCGAAGAACUACAGUUGACAGGACACAUUGAAUGGAAACGCUUGAAUGUGUGUUGAUCAGAAACCACCCCACACAACUGCAAUUGCUAGGUCAGAACAGGGUUUAGGUUAGGUUGUGUGUAUGUUCGAGAGAGUAAUUGUAUUCAGUGCAUAACAACAAUGAAAUGUCUACAAAGCAGAUGCAAAAUGGCUCAUUUCGGUUUGCCAAUCAAAUCAGUUACAUCGGGCAAGGUUGUCCUACACGGAUGAGUUGCUGGCAAAGGGAGUAGCAUAAAUUAGUCAGAGAAAACAAAGGUUAGGAUUUAGGAUUUAGAAUUCACGUUAUGAUCUUAAAGGAUAUUUUAAAUGCAUGAUGUCAAAAAGUGUGCGUGCCAAAAAAAGACUUUCCCACACUAACUAACUACUACACACUCAAAAGAGAAUGUAUUUUGUGUAUGAACGCGUAUCAACUGCAGAGAAUGUGAAGCAGAAGCGUCAAUUUUGACUUGGCCCCAUUUGCAGGCACUAAAUCAUCCAACAUUUGCAGCAGUGGUCUUUUCUAAAAACACACAGUGCCAGGGGUGUGACACUUGGUCUCGGCCUUGUCUCAAAGUAUUCUCCGCUAAUUAGAGAGAGAUUAUCUUUUCACACCCUAACACUAGUUGCCAAUUUUAACCUGAAAUACUUGUGAACGUCAUCGCUAAUGGCGAUAUCGUCACAAAUAAACUGAACACAGUUUAAGUGAUUAAUAAAUGAUACAAGUGUAUUUUUUUAUUUUUUUUUUAUAAAGGUUGUGAUUGGAAAAACAAAGCAGCGCAGUUUAAGUAGCACACACGCUGUAUUGAGAGUCACUGCACUUAUGUGUAAAGAACCACUAUGACUUUCACAUUCGUAUUCUACUAUAAUACUGUUUCACUUGUGAAAAUUGUUUGGCGAUUAAAAAAAAAACUUUACUUUCUGUCUGCUUGAUGUAAUUUCCUGAUUUUUUAUUUUUAUAUAAUUUAAAUGUUACAACAUGAUUCUGAGAAUAAUGUUGUAAGAUAUAAUGUGUCACUUCUAUAAAUGAUGCCUGUCAUGAGUUACAUUGAAAGGAUAUUAUUAAUUACAAUUAAAUCCUGUAAAAACCCACCUAA